Molecule: messenger RNA, 910 nt
Organism: Camelina sativa (false flax)
Lineage: Eukaryota; Viridiplantae; Streptophyta; Magnoliopsida; Brassicales; Brassicaceae
Source: RefSeq, a predicted model, not a curated record
AAACGACACCGUGUUCUGGUCCACAGUCAAAAAGAGUACACUCACACACAGUCAACGAAAGAGCUGAGUCAAAUUUUGUUAGACCAAUUUGGUUCCUCAUCAUGGCUGCAGCUUCGUCAGUUCCCUCUCUCGCCGAUCGAGUCGCAAUAGUCACCGGUUCAUCUCGUGGUAUUGGCCGAGCCGUAGCCAUACACCUCGCCGAGCUCGGCGCCAAGAUAGUCAUCAACUACACCACCAGAUCCACUGAGGCCGAUCAAGUCGCCGCCGAAAUCAACUCAUCCGCCGGCGCCGGUCCCGAACCUAUAGCCGUCGUGUUCCGCGCCGAUAUAUCAGAGCCGAGCCAGGUCGAGUCUCUCUUCGACGCGGCGGAGAAAGCCUUUAACUCGCCGGUUCACAUCCUGGUUAACUCAGCUGGAAUCCUCGAUCCUAAUUACCCUACCAUCGCCAACACUCCAGUUGAAGUUUUCGAUCGCAUCUUCAAGGUGAACACAAGAGGAUCAUUCUUGUGCUGUAAAGAAGCUGCAAAAAGGCUAAAACGUGGAGGCGGUGGGAGGAUUAUACUGGUAACGUCUUCAUUAACCGAGGCGCUGAUCCCAGGGCAAGGAGCUUACACAGCAUCAAAGGCAGCUGUUGAAACAAUGGUGAAGAUUCUUGCUAAGGAACUUAAAGGUUCAGGAAUCACUGCAAACUGUGUUUCUCCAGGGCCUGUUGCGACUGAGAUGUUCUUUGAUGGGAAGAGCGAUGAGACGGUUAAGUACAUCAUUGAUAAUAGUCCUUUUGGUAGGCUUGGUGAGACUAAAGACAUUGCUUCUGUUGUUUGUUUCUUAGCUAGUGAUGGUGGUGAGUGGAUCAAUGGACAAGUUAUUGUUGCUAAUGGUGCAUUCCUCAAAUGAAUAUGGUUUCUUUCUUC